Dromiciops gliroides (monito del monte) is the source of this 5803-nucleotide messenger RNA. It is a transcript of the gene FNBP1L, whose product is annotated as formin binding protein 1 like. The transcript is spliced from 16 exons. The record is from RefSeq and is a predicted model, not a curated record. NCBI's taxonomy places the organism in Eukaryota, Metazoa, Chordata, Mammalia, Microbiotheria, Microbiotheriidae. Gene Ontology annotation, biological process: signal transduction. Bases 178 to 2007 code for a protein of 609 amino acids. Gene Ontology annotation, molecular function: protein binding.
GCGGCGGCGGCUUCUCCCGUCUGGUCUCGCUCUCACUCACUCACUCACUCACUGGGGAGCCCGGCGGCAGCGGCGGCGGCAAGCUUCGAGCCGGAGAGAAGGACAGAUAGACGGGACCGCGAGCGAGCGGCUGGACCGACCGACCGACUGACCGCCCGAGGUGCUUCGAGUUCCGCCAUGAGCUGGGGCACUGAGCUGUGGGAUCAGUUUGAUAAUCUAGACAAACAUACACAGUGGGGCAUUGACUUCUUGGAAAGAUAUGCAAAAUUUGUUAAAGAGAGGAUAGAAAUUGAACAGAAUUAUGCAAAACAGUUGAGGAAUCUGGUUAAAAAAUAUUGCCCUAAGCGGUCAUCCAAAGAUGAAGAGCCUAGAUUUACUUCCUGUAUAGCCUUUUUUAACAUCCUUAAUGAGUUAAAUGACUAUGCUGGACAACGAGAAGUAGUAGCAGAAGAAAUGGGACACAGAGUAUAUGGUGAAUUAAUGCGGUAUUCUCAUGAUCUGAAAACAGAAAGAAAAAUGCAUCUCCAGGAAGGACGAAAAGCUCAGCAAUAUCUUGACAUGUGCUGGAAACAGAUGGAUAAUAGUAAAAAGAAGUUUGAGAGGGAGUGCAGAGAGGCAGAAAAGGCUCAGCAGAGCUACGAAAGAUUGGACAAUGACACCAAUGCAACCAAGGCAGAUGUGGAAAAGGCUAAACAGCAGCUAAAUCUUCGAACUCACAUGGCUGAUGAAAAUAAAAAUGAAUAUGCUGCACAACUUCAGAACUUCAAUGGAGAACAGCACAAACAUUUUUACAUAGUCAUUCCUCAGAUUUAUAAGCAUCUUCAGGAAAUGGAUGAACGAAGAACGAUCAAACUCAGUGAAUGUUAUAAAGGAUUUGCAGAUUCAGAACGUAAAGUUGUUCCAAUUAUCUCAAAGUGCUUGGAAGGAAUGAUUCAUGCUGCAAAGUCAGUUGAUGAAAGAAGAGACUCACAAAUGGUGGUCGACUCCUUCAAGUCUGGAUUUGAACCUCCGGGAGACUUUCCUUUUGAAGAUUAUAGUCAGCAUAUUUACAGGACCGUUUCUGAUGGUACUAUCAGUGCCUCCAAGCAGGACAGUGGGAAGAUUGAUGCCAAAACCACCGUAGGAAAGGCCAAGGGCAAGUUGUGGCUUUUUGGAAAGAAACCAAAGCCACAGUCCCCACCCCUUACCCCUACUAGUUUAUUCACAUCCAGUACUCCUAAUGGGUCCCAGUUUCUCACAUUCUCCAUUGAACCUGUGCAUUAUUGUAUGAGUGAAAUAAAAACAGGGAAGCCCAGAAUUCCUUCUUUCAGAAGCCUCAAAAGAGGGUGGUCGGUGAAGAUGGGUCCAGCAUUAGAAGAUUUCAGUCAUCUACCCCCAGAACAGAGACGUAAAAAACUGCAGCAGCGGAUUGAUGAACUUAACAGAGAACUACAAAAAGAAUCAGACCAAAAAGAUGCACUCAACAAAAUGAAAGAUGUUUAUGAGAAAAAUCCACAAAUGGGGGAUCCUUGCAGUUUGCAGCCCAAACUAGCUGAGACCAUGAAUAACAUUGACCGACUACGUAUGGAAAUACAUAAGAAUGAGGCCUGGCUUUCUGAAGUUGAAGGUAAAACAGGUGGGAGAGGAGACAGAAGACACAGCAGUGACAUAAAUCAUCUGGUAACACAAGGAAGAGAAAGCCCUGAAGGAAGUUAUACAGAUGAUGCAAACCAGGAAGUCCGAGGACCACCACAACAGCAUAGUCACCCUAAUGAGUUUGAUGAUGAAUUUGAAGAUGAUGAUCCCUUACCUGCUAUUGGACACUGUAAAGCUAUUUAUCCUUUUGAUGGGCAUAAUGAAGGCACUCUGGCCAUGAAAGAAGGUGAAGUUCUCUACAUCAUUGAAGAGGACAAAGGAGAUGGAUGGACGAGAGCACGGCGGCAGAAUGGAGAAGAAGGCUAUGUGCCGACAUCUUACAUAGAUGUGACUCUAGAGAAAAACAGUAAAGGUGCAGUAACUUAUAUCUAAACUCUAACCAGGCAGCUUCGUACCGUACGUUCCCCAGGAAAGAGAACUCUACAUACACACAUUCAGUGGGAUGAAAACUGUUAGGAAACAUUUCAUAAAGGGCAUCUAAGGUUUAUUGUUCACCAUGUGAGCUUAGCUCAGGCUUAAUGCUUAAUUAAGAGUUGUGAAUGUUGUGAAAGGAAAAUGUUCUUUUUGUGUUUAUUUUCUAAUUUGAGCAAAAUUCUUUGGGGUUUAAUCACUGCGGUUGGCCUUAUGUCCUAUAUCAAUCCACUUGAAAGAUUUGUGGUUUUCUGUUUGACCAAUCAUAGCAUCUUACUCAUUGAAAAGGUUCCUGUAGACUUAAAGCUUUUUAUUAUCCCUGCUUCAGAAAACAGAUAAGAUAAAAUAGCAAUGAGAAAAUAAUACUACUUGGGAAUUCUAAAAAGCAUAUUCAUAAAACUGUAGUAAUUAUCUCUUUUUAGCAAUGUAAGGUAAAGUGACAGUUCCCAGAAAGACAAUUUACUAAUAGCUGAUGAACUUGGCCAAAGAAAAAUGCCUAAUUUUCUUUUUGUUUUCUAAAUAUUUUGUAACAUUAGUCUUCUAAAGAUGAAAAGUUGUUUUAAAGGAAAAGAACCCUAUUGCCUACAUGGGUAGUAUGUUUAAAAAUUUUACAAAGUAAUUUGACCUAGUCACUUUGUGUGUUUCCUGACUAGGAAAUGUUUUCUGAAUUUCUAGUAAUUUUCAGUAAUGUAUAUAUUUCAACAUUCAUCUUAUCCUUGCAUUGCUCAUCUUGAAAAUACUUUUUUGGAGAAUAUCUCUUUUCAUGGGUUAACAUCUAAGAACCCAUUAAGUAGGAAGACACAGGUUUCAAAUAAGUUGGAAUUGGAAUUUUUUAAUGCAAAUAUAGUUGGUACUUUGUUUUAAAAACUAAACAAUGGGGGCAGCUAGGUGGUGCAGUGGAUAAAGCACAGGCCCUGGAUUCAGGAGGACCUGAGUUCAAAUGCGGCCUCAGACACUUGACUCUUACUGGCUGUGUGACCUUGGGCAAGUCACUUAACCCUCAUUGCCCCACAAAAAAAAAACAAACAAAAAAACAAAAAGAAAACCUAAACAAUGACCAAAAAAACCAAAAACAGUGCUCCGCGGACUGAAUUCUGAUUUAAUCACAAUAAAUAUACAUUUAUGGUCCCCGAGUAAGGCAUCCCUUAUGAGUAAGAAGGCACAUCUUUUGUCCAGUUCAAGUCAAACAAAUAUUUCUCAGAAGGACCAGUUCUCAUCAGUAAGGAAGGCUCUUUGGAUGGAGUUAGCUCUUUGCAGAGAGAAUGGAGUAAGGCGGCUGGGAAAGGGGCUGUGCCAUAGUCCAUGUGGAUCGAAACUCACAAAGGACUUGCGGCCGCGGGACUCGCUAGGGGACGUUUGGGACAGGCACUCAACUGAACACCUCCUUCUGUCUUUCCAAAGGUCUUCAGUAAUUAUGUUCUUUUCUUUUUCCUCCUGGACUGCAGGUUCCUGAAGAGGGUUUCUGAGAAAAUGGGCGAGAUGUGGAAGGAGGUUACAUGCAGCUGCUCUGGGGGGGAGGGUAGUAGAGUUGGCAGGCUUAAAGAGAGAGAGAGAGAGAGAGAAAAGCAAAUUGCAUGAGUGCAUGCAGGCAUACAUUAUUAUUUUCACUAACCUCAUUUCCAUGCAUUGUUUUUUAAAAAUCAUGAUAUUACAAAUUCUCACAAUUCUGCUUCAGAAUUCUCUAUUAGAAAAAGGCCAAAACAACCUUGUCCACCGUUUUCCAUUUGUUUCACUCUCUUUGUUAAAGUCAGAAAAACUGCAGUGAUGAUUUCCCAUUUGUUUCACUUGUUACAGUUGUCCCAGUAGGACUGUCUUUCAUCCAGGCCCUGUUUUAAUUGGCUGUUUGUUAGCCCCAUGCCAUUUGUCAGUGUCUGCCUGUUCCGCCUCCAGGCUCGCCUAACAUCCUGUUGCAUGUCUAGAAUGAUUGGACUAGAUUUGUGUCAGGCAUGUCUUUAUAACCUCUUGUUUUCAAUGCUUGUGUUUUGUUUUACAUUUGUAAUGAAAACCACUAUUUUGUAAAACCUCUCCAGCACUAAUGUUUUCAUCCCAGUGUUCAUGUAUGCUGCUAUAAUGUCCCCAUUCAUUGCAACCAUCGUCAUAGUCCAGUUUUGGCAUUAUGAAGAAGUGGUCUGUGGACCCUAAGUAUUUUUGGUGAUUAGAAAAAGAAAACAUCUCUGCUCUAGCCUACAACAUAGUCAAAAGAACUCUUUGAAAUGUGAUCCAUCUCCAACACCUCAUUCUGAGAAGAACCUAUAGUGAGCACUGAAAUCCUGGCAAAGUAACACAGAAGAUACUCACCAUCGCAAGACAAAUGACUCUUUUUCAAAAGUCAGCUGCUUGCCGUUCAAAUACUGCCUUAAACUAGAGUGCCUAAAUCUGUUGAUUGCCAACACUACCACUACAGUAUCCCACAAAGGGCUUUAUGUAUCGGCUUGGUAUGACCUCCUUUAACUCUCCCCAGUGCUGCGACAGCUGCAGAAGGAACCGUGGUACGUGUCUUCUAGAGUGCUUCUACAUAUGAUGGUGCAUCUCUUCACAUUUAUGCAUCAGAAUACAAGACGUGUAUCCGUCCAUUUUACUUUACUAAAUGUUUUUAAUAGAAUUUGUAUGAAACUACCCCCUCCCGCAAUUGUCUUUUAAUUUGGGGUAAUGAAGCUACCACCAAAUUACUAUAAUGAUAGUCUGUUCUCAAGUGAUGCUUUCGUUUUGAACCAGUUUAAAUUUGAGUGGAACUUUGUAAUGAUUUAUGUGCACUUUUACUUGUAAAAUGACAAUUUCAAUAUGUUUAUACGUGUAAAUAGAGUUGUCUGCAUUGCCCCUAUUGCUUAUAUUGUCUUGCUUCCCAUUUGUGAUUCUGUUGAUGGCUUACAUCAUACCUGAUUUACUAGAGUAAUAGUGAAGUAGGGGAAGGGAAAUACUUGUACCACUCAGUGCUUCAUUAACUCCGUUCUUUGCUGUUUGAGGGAGAAAGAGAAUGUGAAAUGGUCUGUGUUUCAUUGGAUUUUAAGCAAUAUUUUAGAAGCCUUGUGACUCCUUUUAAAAGACCUUUGUUUCCAGUGUUAUUUGACUUGUACUACCAGUAAAACUAAAGCUGAGUGACUAUUGUGUGGAAGUUGAUUCCUUUAUUACAAUGAAUAUGCCACUAUUACAGAUGACCAUGUUAUUACCUUUGGGGUAUGAAACUAUCAAGUUUAGAUUUUGGAUAUUGUAUACAGGGUUAUUUAUAUGAUGUGACAUUACUCAAUACGGACAGACUACACAAUGUAGUUUUUGAAAUCUAGUGCUUUUCCCCCCCAUUUUAAAGGUUAGCAGUGGAAAGAAAUGUGAUCUGGCUGUUUGUCUUUCGUAUGAGGCCUGGAGUUCUUGUGUAUGAGGCCUGGAGUUCUUGUGUUUGCCUGGCUAGCAGCCAACAGGUCAAAGUUUAAGACUUCCUUGUAAGGACUAACUGUUCUUUCCAAGCUACUGUUUGUUUUUCUAAAAGCAGGAUUUGCUUCCUUUGGGAACAAGUCCCUUCAUGUGGGAUAGUGCAACCUGUAUAUGGGUUUAUUACAUAUAGGAAAGACAUUUGUACUUGCACAGCUAGUUAAAAUCAUUCUACAAAUUGGAACAUGUGAAUUGUCUUAAAGAGAUCUUCAAUUUUUUCAGUAAUUUUUACUCCUUUUGUGCACAUGUUGAUUUCUUAAUGGUAAAUGCUUUGUUUAAAAUAGUGUUCUCUGUUGAGAAUAUUUUCAUGGAAUAAACAGUCUUUUCAUGGUCA